UGCAUUUUCUCUGGGGUUUUGUUUUCUGGACAUACUAAGUGAUCAGAAUGACGAACCACAGGGACCAGAAGGACGUUGUGAUCGAUAUAAGGAAGAAGCUGAAGGAGGCAGGGCCACCAAUAACUAAAAAGUGUACCAUAUACAGAGUGCCCUUUGAUAUCCGCAAACACAAAGUAGAUGCAUACACCCCAAAGAUUGUUUCUAUAGGCCCUCUUCACCACAACACUCAUCCUGGCCUUCAAAACAUGGAAAGACACAAACUCAUUUAUUGUAACUCAUUUCUUGAACGAACCCAAACAGAUGUGGACACCUGGAUCCGCCGCAUAGAAGGGAUAGAGCCUGAUUUGCGCCGCUGUUAUUCAGAAAAGCUUGAGAUCAGCAAGGAGGAACUGGUGAAUAUAAUCUUGGUGGAUUCUGGUUUUAUAUUUGAGCUUUUCCGGAAAGACUAUUGCAAGGACUGGUCUGAGAAUGACACAUUUAUUUCAAUUCCCUUGAUAAGGGACACUGUAGCAGUAGAUUUGUUCUUAUUUGAGAAUCAGAUUCCAUUUCAUGUUCUCACCGAUCUUUUCAAACUCUCUCGCACCACUGGAUCUGAUGCUGGUAACAACGCCAUUCCUUCAUUUGAUGAACUUACCUUUCACUAUUUUGAUUUUUACAACAAACCUAAGUUGAAAUUCGAUGAUGAAAGUAUUAGCAUAAGUCACUUCACGGAUCUAGUUAGAACUUUCCACUUGCAACAUCCUCAGGAAAACCGACCUUCUAGGCGUGAUGAAUUACUGAAACAUGUUCCUACUGCUAACGAGUUGUCAGAAGCAGGUGUGCACUUUAAGGUUCUCAACAGGGACUGUUUGCUAGACUUGAAAUUUUCAGGAGGAGUUCUUCAAAUGCCGCAGUUGACAGUGGAAGAUCGUACUGAGGUUUUGUUUCGAAAUAUGGUGGCUUUGGAGCAGUGUCACUAUCCUCUAGAAUCCUACAUUACAGACUAUAUUUGUCUUUUUGACUUCCUUAUAAACAGCAGCAAAGAUGUGGAUACACUGGUCCAACAGGAAGUACUGGUGAACUGGACAGGAGACACUGAUACUGUGGUCAAUCUGUUCAAUAGUCUUGGCAAAAAUAUUACACAGUCAAACAUGAAUUCAAAUUACUUAUUUGUCAGUCAAAAAUUGAAUGUUUUUUAUCGUAAUAUCUUUAAUAAGAUGAAAUCCACUCUGAGACGUGAUUAUUGCAACAGUCCUUGGCAAACUGCUGCUACCAUUGCUGCAAUUGUUCUCCUUGUUCUCUCUGUGAUUCAAACAGUUUGUUCUAUCAUCGGUGUACUUCCGAAAGAAUAGAUUUAUGCCUCUAUCUCCUUGAAGACCUGAUCGAUUCAGUUAUUUUUACAUGUUACAUGCUAAUUGUUGUGAGUGUUUUUUUUUAUUCAUUUCAAUUUCGGUGUUUCAAUGGUUUCCUCACUUGGAGUGUUGUAAUUGAUUAUUCUUAUGAUGCUAAGCGUGAAGCUUGGUGAUGCUCUCAAAGAAUAUUAUGCAGAACAUGAUCUAAUCUAAUGUAGUUAGUCUCGCUGGGACU
Molecule: messenger RNA, 1566 nt
Organism: Vigna angularis (adzuki bean)
Lineage: Eukaryota; Viridiplantae; Streptophyta; Magnoliopsida; Fabales; Fabaceae
Product: UPF0481 protein At3g47200
Exons: 1
Coding region: 48-1331 (427 amino acids)
Source: RefSeq, a predicted model, not a curated record